AUGGAUUCCAUUGCAAGUACUAUCGACCAAGAAGCAAUUCCGGCUCCAUCAGACAAGGGAGUCCGUGAAGCUUCCCACCCUCAACAGGAUGUGGAGUGCGAUGGACGUCGUCCUAGAUGCUACAAUUGCGAACGGUCCCGUCUUUACUUUUGCGAUGGCUACGGAGAUGUGAAUCACACCAACGGCAACAUUCUGUCUGCUCAAGAGGUGACCGAUUCAGUAUUAAGCCAUCUCGAAUGCUUGCCCAGUACCUCACCGUCGGACAGGUUCCAAGGUUCUCUGCCAGACGUGAGUACCAUAGACACCGAUAUUACUUCUUGGGGGUCCUUCGGAGAGUAUAUGAGUAUUAUCAACAACCCUCACCCUUUACGUUUCGCUUCAGAUAGCCCAGGCGAGCACACCGAGGGCUCAAACAACCUUUGCAAUGACGGCGGGCUUGGCGAGACUCAGGACGAAGCCACCAGCCCCGGUGUGGAAGUUACACCAUCUUCAUCAUUUGAGGCAGAAGUCACAUCUGAGGCAACCCGCAAGCUGCUGGAUCAUUACCGCACCCAUGUAUGCCAGCUUAUGAUGCCCACCUCAGCUCCAUCACACAACCCUUGGCUUCAACUUUACCUCCCGCUAGCUGUCAAGAGCCCUUCAAGCUUGCCACAACAGAUCCUCCUCUACGCCAUCUUAGCUGUUGCGUCCUUCAACAGAUCGUACCUGGUGCCCUUGAGCAGGGUCCAUGACUUGAAAAAGGGCCGGGAAUAUAACGAGCGCGCAGUAACGCACAUGAGGUCAAUACUUGACUCGGAAGACGCGUCCGCUGUGGUGGGGGAAGAUAAAAAUGCACGGCAAGCAUUGAUGGCAGCUGCUUUGACGCUGACAACAGCAGAGGUAUUCAGCGGAGCAAGCCAGGGAGACGGCUAUGAGCAUCUCCAGCUGUGCAAGCAGGUUAUCCAGAUCACUGGAGGAGUGAACUGGUGGGCAUCAGAUCCUGCGUGUCUCACACUUCUACAGAUAUUCCGCUGUCUGCAUAUCGUUGCGUCAACAUCAGGACGACUGGAAGUUGUGGAUCUCCAGCCACGAGACUUGCAGUCGGCCAUAAUACCUGCUCCAGUGGGAGACUAUACCCUUGACAUCACCUUUGGCGUCUCCAUCAAGACUCUGCAGUGCUUGAACAAGAUUAUCGAGUUUUCCAAGAUGAAGUCAACACUUGGAACCAACAUGCCCUGGCCGGACGACAAGAUCUCAUCGCUCCUCGAACUCGAAGACGAGCUCUUCGAUCCGCUAGAGGCUCCUGAACUGCUCAAAGACCGACACUCUUUCCCCAGCUCCGACUCCCAGGGAGGCAUGCCGGGUUACAUUGCCGACCUGAUCACCGAAAACCACAUGUUUGCCUUCCAUUAUAGUGCCGCCAUCUUCUUCCGGAGAGCCUUGUGCGACGGCUUGGCUCACAUUUCGCCUGCCGUGAAGAGGAGCUCGGAACCCAAGACACGUCCAACGGGCCAAUAUUUGGUUUCAAAGGCGUUGGAUCAUCUCGAGAAUAUUGACGCACUGUCGCGCAACAUCGCAGUAGCCAACACACUGUGGCCUGGAUUCAUUGCGGCUGUCGAAGCGGUUGAUACCGACUUGAGACAUCGCGCCUUGAUCUGGCUUGAGCGCGCCAAGCGUCAUGGGAUUGGCAACAUUCAGCAGUCUAAGGGAAUCAAGACGGGUUGGAAGUAG
Molecule: messenger RNA, 1710 nt
Organism: Fusarium vanettenii 77-13-4
Lineage: Eukaryota; Fungi; Ascomycota; Sordariomycetes; Hypocreales; Nectriaceae
Exons: 4
Coding region: 1-1710 (569 amino acids)
Biological process (GO): positive regulation of transcription by RNA polymerase II
Cellular component (GO): nucleus
Molecular function (GO): DNA-binding transcription factor activity; transcription cis-regulatory region binding
Source: RefSeq, a predicted model, not a curated record